GUCUUAAAAUGUAUGGAAAGGGUCUUAAAAAAGGUCUUAAAAGGUAUUAAAUUUGACUUCAGGAUUCCUGCAUAUACCCUGUCAUAGAAGCUGGCCUCGCAAACAGUGGUUGCCUGAAAAAUAACCAUGAGCGGGAAGUCAUAUGCCAAGGCUCUCUUCAGUCUGAAGGCGGUCACAGAGGCACUCGAACGGUUGCUGUUCAAUGUUUUUCUAGAGGGGGAGAAACCAGACAUCCCAUAUGAGAUCCUCUUCAACCUCAUCCACUCUUGCACUUCUGAGAGCCUCAACUCCACUCUGAAGGAUCCCACACUGCUCAAGCUGAUUGGUGACUACCUCCAAUACCAAGACAAGGUACGCAGGGGCCACCUGGGCAAAACGGGUAUGUUCUGGCUCUCCAUGAUGGAUCAUGCAAGGCUGGUCUUUAUGAUGGAUUUUGCUGUGAAAACCAACAAUUUCAAGCUGUUCCAUCACUGCAACGGCGCCAUGGCAGAUCUCUUCUUUGCGUAUGAUGGCCACAACUACGCCAGGUACCUUACCUGGUUUGAGGCCUUUCUCACAAACAUCGACCUCUCCCAUCCUGGUGCUCUUGAUUACAUCAAGCUUGGAGCUAUAGCUGUUGCACGAUCAUUGAUCACAGGGGCUCUCGCAGCAGUGGACAAGACCAUGGAGGAGACAUUCAUGAGGUUUGCUAAGACUUCAGGUGGUCUACUAGGUCUCUUCAACAACUGUGGCGCAUACCAGAAAUGGUGCCGCACAACCUCUGCCCGCGCUCAGCUCUAUGAGCUUACUCUUGAGAUGUGUGGCAUGAUUGACGACCCUGAGAUGCCGAAAGCAGGCAAGCACCGUGAGCUGGAGCCUGCCCAAAUCAAAAAGUCUGAAUUAGCGGUGCAGAGCGUCAUCUCUGCCAUCAAUGGCUUCACAAACCCCUGGAGAAUCCCAGACAAAAGUCGACUGUACUCCCUCGCAUCUGGAGCUCCCAUCGAUCCAGAGGUUGAGGCUGACGUGCUGCGGGCCGAGGCUGCAGGCAGGGCUGCCAAGGAGCAGUUCAUCCAAGAGCGCUUCAUUUCCAAGAGGAAAGACUUCUUUGAUCGCCUCAAGAAACUUACGCUCAAGACAAUGGAUUACUGCAGCAAGAGGGUCAAACUUACAUCUGUGCAGGGGAAGCUCUUUGUGUACAAGGAGCAGAGCAACCGAGCCUUUCAGCUGCUCGUUAUGUCGCAGAUUAUGGAGAUGCCCAUCAACCUUGAGGAACUCAUGCGGUAUCCCCUCUCACCUGUUCCUCAUGCCCUUGGCUCUCCGGAUGGCUAUUUUGCUAAAACCAACAAAGCCACUAUCCUUCACCAUCUGCUGCAGGACAGGGACGAAGACGUACCUUACCCCAAUGAUGCCCUCUUCAUACAGGAUGGCAACGCUCUCUGCCACAUGAUGUCCAACCUCCUACCGACCUUCGGAGGGAUUUGCAUGCAGCUUCUGGACCAAAUGGUUGCCAAGCAACAUUUUGUGUUCUCUACAGAUUGCUACCAGCCAGAUUCCAUCAAAGCCCAGGAGAGGCUCAGACGUGGCUCUUCUGAGAAGCGCAUAAUUGAUGGUCCAAACACCCGGAGGCCCUAUGACUUUAAGUCAUUCCUUGGCAAUGAGCUUAACAAGAAGCAGCUAUGUGACCUGCUUCUCAGGGUCUGGGGGAGCAAUGAGGCAGCAUCCCGGAUUGAGAAGAGCAUGAAAGCAGUGGUGUGUGUUGACGGAAGAUCUUAUGACCUAACAUCAACAAAUGGAAAAGUCCAGACUUCUGAGAUCUAUGAACUGCGAUCCAACCAGGAGGAGACAGACAGCCGGAAUGUCCUGUACCUCCACCAGGCUGUCAAAUGGGGGUACAAGUCCAGUGUGGUGAGGACACCUGACACAGACAUCCUGAUGAUCCUCCUCUACCAUGCCAGCAGGAUCAACCUCUCCAUCUACCUUGACCACGGCUCUGGCAAACAUCGCACACUAAUAAAUGUGACAGAACUGUCGGAAUCACUGACAGUUCCCUGACUACUGUAGCACACUGCUGGUAUUCUACGUCUUUACUGGGGAGGACUGUACCAGCGCUUUUAAAGGCAAAGGCAAGGUGAAUCCCCUGAAGAAGCUGGAGAAGACUCCUAAACUCCACAAAGCUUUCAGGCAGCUUGGUGCAGACUGGAUAGUCACUGAUGAGCUUCAAGAGGAGAUGGAGAGCUUCACAUGCAUUAUGUAUGGCCAAGCACGGAUGACAUCAGUUGACACAGUACGGGUGAAAAUGAUGAGAAAGAUGGUCGGCGCUGACAAAGUCCUGGACUCUAAGUCAAAAGUAGACCUGGAACGCCUGCCUCCCCCCAAGGUCUGUCUCAUUCCACAUGUCCAGCGAGCCAACUACAGAGUCGCCUUCUAUAAGAGAGCAGACAAGGCAAUAAUCGAGAGCCCAAAACCACAUGAUCCAGGCAUGGGCUGGCAGAAGACAGGAGAAGAGGAGGUGUUGGAACCGGUCUGGGCAAUUGGACCCAUCCUCCCUCCUUCUUUUGUUGAGGUACUGGCUCAGAGAGCAGAGUCAGAAGAGCACGCAGCUCUUGACAAGGUGACCGAUUACGCCAACAAUAACUUGUCUGUGGGUGAAGUGGAUGGAGAGUACGAGCAUGAGGAUGAAGAGCUGGAGAUGUAAGAAAUUGAAUUAGAAGAUCUCUUCAGUGACGAUGAGGAUGAUGAGUAGUUUAGGUCAGCAAGUUGGUAGUGACAUGAAAAGGUAAAUGUAUUCAUUGUUCAAGUUGUAAUUAUAUCACACUUUACAUAAUCUUUCAUGUUUGAUUUUGGUGCAAUAAAGAGUUAAAAAUAAACCCAACAAGAUUUUAUUUAAUCAUUUAAUUUCAUUUAAAGGAUUAGAGAAAAACUGAUUGUGAACAUAUAUUCACCCUAUGUGUUGAAAAGGUAGUUGGUCAUACACACAUGUUUGAUCAUUUCUUGCUGUUUUUGACCAGAAAUACAGUCAAAAUGUUGUCAAAUGUCAACAAUAACCAUCCCAUUGAAUUCCUAGGAUCAAAAUUGUGUGGGAACAUUUAUUAAUUUCGCUCUGUAAGUUGUCUACUUCAAAGGUUAUGCCUCUUCUACAUUAUAUUUUCAUUUUUCGAUUUUUGGGUUAGGUGCUAUAAAGGGUUAAAACUAGCCUUUGGGACAUUAUUUCAGCUUGGUACCCAAUAUAAUCUUAAAAUAAACACUUGGAGGAUUGAAAAAAAAACUGAUUGUCAACAAAUAUUCACUCGAUGCGUUUGAAAAAUAAAAAAGUAGUUGGUCAGACACACAUUUUUAGCAUUUUUUUGCUGUUUUUGUCCAAAUACAGUCAAAAUGUUGUCAAAUGUAAAAAAUAACCAUCCCAUUGAAUUCCUAGGGUCAGAAUUGUAU
Messenger RNA from Gymnodraco acuticeps, 3408 nucleotides. RefSeq lists its product as uncharacterized. NCBI's taxonomy places the organism in Eukaryota, Metazoa, Chordata, Actinopteri, Perciformes, Bathydraconidae. The transcript is spliced from 5 exons. The coding region runs from base 127 to 2031 and encodes 634 amino acids. The record is from RefSeq and is a predicted model, not a curated record.